GCACCCGCAUCUGUAUCGCCUCCUGCACCGCAUCUGCAGCUCCAUCCGCAUCCGAUCCACGUCUGCAGCCGCAUCGGCAUCUGCUCCGUCGAAAGCACACCGUCCCGCAUCUGCAAGCACAUCCACGACCCACGCCUCGGUCCUGGUAUGUCCCGCGCUUGAUCCUCGCUUGGCUGCCAGCGGCCAGACACGGGCUUCCUGAUCACACUGGCCUCUGCGACCAUCGGCAGCGCCCAGUGGAUGGAUGGACGGCCCAAGUACCGGGUUGAGAGAGGAGCAAUAUGGAUUAUCUCGGAUAUGUCCGGUGGACCCGACAGCCUGGCCAUCGCCCUGUGUGCAAGCCAACCUGGCGCUCGAUUGCGCUGGCGGGCGCUCGGAAUCUCGUUUCCUUUGCUCCGAGAUCUCGAAAGUCUUUGGCCCUGCUCACGCUCUUUGACUCUGGCUCACCCGCCCUGCCUGUGCUUCGUCCAGCGCCACUGCAGGUCCCUCCCGUCUUCAACUCCAUGACCACCGACUGGCAACCGCUCUCGACUCCAGGUGCCUCCCUGGCGGCCAUCUUGCCUGGCAGCCUCGAGCUCGAACACGCCGGUGAUGCUGCUCUGCACCCCGAUGGCUCGCUCGCGCAUGCAAGCAUUGCCCUUCUGGAUCAUAGCGACUCGUCGUUGGGUCGCUCCGACUUUGCCGUGGCCUCUGGCCUGUCAGCCACGCCCAUGGAUGCUCCGGCGGCCGGCCUCAGCGCUGGCAAGGAUAUGGACUAUGCUGGCAACGAGCCUCGUGCCGAGGAUACGCAUCGCCGUGGUCAGGACAAUCGCGACGGCUGUUCAAGCGUCGAGACGACGCCUAGCCUAAUAAACCAUGCCUUGCGCUAUAAUGUAAAUUCGGAUAGUGCCAGCGCCUCGACAGCGAUAGCGACCGCAACAGCAGUAACCACAGCAACAACGACAAAGACCGACGCCGUCGGCACUCAGCAGAAUGGCCCCCGUGCGGCUUCUGAUCUGGCCGCCAACGAGCCCCCAAACUCGGAUGAACCCACACGAACUUGCGAUGGCAGCAAUACCGCCGAUACCCCCAACGAAAUCCCCGCCGACAACGACAACGACAACAACAACAACAAUGACAACGACAACGACAACGACAACGACAACGGACUCGCUCUCCAGCCUGCGAACCCAACCGUCGCGGCGAUCAGCGACGACCAGCACGACGACCAGCACGACGACCAGCACGACCCCGGCAGCUCUGCAGCCAACGCAGUCGAUCCUGGCCCCCACACCCGAUCGCCAUCUCCUCCCGUCUCGCUGCUGCCCGAACCAUCUGCCCUCGCCCCGGCCACCAUUUCCGAUCCUGCUGCUUCUCCAACCUCGCCCGCUCGCCCACGAAGAAACACCCGACACAGCAACCAGCCGCCAGUCUCCUACAAGGCCAUCCUCAAUGGACCCGUCGUGAGUGCUCGCAUCGUGCGUCCACGCAAGAUCGCCCGAAACGAGAACGGCGAGCCGCUCUACUGCAUCUGCCGCCAGAAGGACGACGGCAGGCUGAUGAUCCAGUGCGACGAGUGCAAGGAAUGGUACCACAUCGACUGCGUCGGCAUCUCCGAGAAGCAGUCCAAGGCCAUGAAGGACUUUAUCUGCCAGCCAUGUAUCGACCACCAGCACGGCGCAACUGACCAGCCUAAAAAGUCGCGCAAGUCGCUUUCUUCAGGCGCUGAUGGCUCCGGCUCAAGCAAGGGUGCCUCCAAAGCCAUCAAGCACGAGGAUCUGCCGGACAGAGACUCGCCUGUGACCGAGCAACCGCUAUUUAGGCCACCCGAUGUGAUGGUCGGCCAUCCGGUCGACACACAAUCACCCCACUCUCCCUCAGCCGUCGAAGGAGCCGAGCCAGUACCGGAUGCGCAGGACCCAACGCCUGCCUCAGAGGCACAAGUGAAUACUGCAGUGAUUGCUCCCGCCAAGACCAUGGGCCCAGCACCGGAGCCUGGUGUUGCCGAGCUCGGCUCUCGGCCUGCCCGAACUGUCGGCAGUCUCCUGGCGGAAAAUGUCUGGAUGAAAGACAAGACUCGCAAGAUGGCACGCAUGUAUCUGGAAGAAACCGUCUGCAAGAUCUUUGAAAUGGCCAAGGACGAGACGGGUCUGCGGUGGACCAUCAGCCCCGAUAUUGACCUGAGCAAUCCCAAGAUGUUUGCGUUUCGGAUAGAGCAAGAGCUCUUUGAUUGCUAUGCGCUUCCGAACAAGGAGGGCAAGCUCGAAUGCACGGAUAAGUACAAGAACAAGUACCGGAGCAUCCAGUUCAAUCUCAAAGCCAAGAAUAACAACUACCUUAGACGCAGAGUUGUUUCAGGCGAGAUCUCCCCGCAUGCCCUCGUCCGGCUCAGUGCCGAAGAAAUGGGCAGCGAGGAGCACCAGCAGAUCGUGGCCCAGGUCCGGUUGGAAAGUACCCUGAGCUCCAUCAAGCCCCCGUCCGACACAUCCUUUAUCCGCAAAACCCACAAGGGCGAGGUUGAAGUCAGUACCACGAAGAACGAACUUACCUACAACGAGCGCACUUCCCGUCCAGGCCUGAUGAUACGACCGCCGAUCCAACCGCUGGCCCAGCGAUUGCUCGAGACGACUCAGGCCCGCGGUGACAGCCCUGGUUCGUCUGGAGACAGCGACAGAGGUCUGGGCUCGGCCAACUCGACUACCUCGACCAAGCGACUCGGCAGUCCAAGCGAAACCCUCGGCAGCCCAGACUCGAUAAAGCGUGCAAGACGAACGGGCUCCGACGGCUCUGGAGACGACUCCGAGCCCCAGCGACAUCACCCGGUAGCGGCAGCCGGCGGUGGUAUGUUGGCCGAGGUUGAGCGCGCCUUCGAUGCCCUUGAUUCGAUCGUGACCGACGAGGAGUUUGAGAAGACCCUGAGCCAUGUCGACCGGUAUGCUCAGCUCCACCCGGACAGCGCCAACGAGCUCGCUCUGGAAGCCAAAGCAAACAAGGUCUCGUCACUGCAGCUCCCACCUGCCUCACUAUCUCCUUCGGGAGGCCCACCGACGCCGACCGAAGAGCGUGCGCCAGAGUGCUGGCAGGGGCGGUUGCAUAUGCCCUCGGUCGGCAAGUUUGAGGGGCUGUGUCGACAGGUGUGUGGGCGGCCCAUCGGCGACCUGAAGGGCUGGGAGGAUGUGCUUGCGCCCAUCCUCACCGUGCAGGGCCGCAUCCCCCGGGAGCGGGUGGUGGAGUACCUGAAGCAACAGCGCCAUUCGACCAGCAAGGAGAUUGUAGUAGUGGAGUUUGACUGCAACCCCGAGGACGCCGACCGGGAGGGCUACCGCAGCCUGUUUGAGUACUUCCACAGCCGCAGCCGAUACGCCGUCAUGAGCCAAACCUACCAAGCUGUCAAGGACAUGUACCUGAUCCCGCUCAAGGCCGACGACCCAGUGCCGACGUUCCUGUCGGAAUUGCCGAGGAACCGCAUCCCGCAUCUGCGCCAGCGCGACCUGAUCUUUGGCAUCGUUGUCCUGGUCCGGAGCUUGAUCCGGGCUGGCGGCAUCGGCCACACCCUUCCCAGCACCAAGGCAGCGUCGCCCGCAUCGUCUACCCCCCGGUCGGAAACCCCACAGGACCCAGCGCCUCUGGAGACGACAAGCUCCGCGAAACUACCUCGGUCGGCUGCGAUCGCAGCACCGGUCUAUCGACCAGACUUUGCCCCGGAUGCAAGCAACUCGCGCGCCCAAGAGCCUCAGCCAGCGCCCCUUCCGUUUGUUGCCCGUCCGCCGGUGCCAUUCCAGGCAUUCGGCUCGCUCGCCUCGGUUCUGGUCCCGCCCGCCUCGGCAGUACCUCUCCACGCCAUCCCGAGCCACCGUGCGGAUCCGAUUCGAUAUCCAUCCAGCUCCGAGGAUCCUGCUGGCUCGGCUGCAGCAGACCGGCUCUCUCGACUGGAGCAGGCGCACCAGCAACGUCUGAGACAACUUGAACGAACCGGCGGCCGGCGCAGAGGAUCGGCUUCGUCCCGCUCCGAGCCCAAGGCGCCGGCAGACCGGCUGCCAAUUGACCCUCCUCCCACCGCCAAACUCGGCGCUCCCCCUUCGCUGCCGGUGCCUGUCCCAAAUCCCGCUCCUCUUACGGGCGCUGUGCCUGGCUCGAUCGGCGCUGUGCCUGGCUCGAUCGAUGCUGCCGCACUCCAGCUCUUGCAGAAUCCAGCCAUGAUUCCUCUGGUCGCGGCUCUCCAACAGCAACAGCAACAGCAACAGCAGCAGCAGCAACAGCAACCCAUUCCAGGACGACCCGCAGAAGCGACCCCGGCACCGCUGCUCACCACCACACUCGCAGCGCUGCUUCUAGCCCAACAGCAGCAGCCCCCAAAAGAGUUCACCAAGCCCCAGUAGCAGUAGAAUGUGUGUGUGGAUGGGGGUGCAAGUGCAGCGAGUGUGACGGGUGCGAUGAAUAGUAGCGACCUCAGCAUUAUCAAUAUAGCCUUCUGAAUAUCGA
Molecule: messenger RNA, 4461 nt
Organism: Polychytrium aggregatum
Lineage: Eukaryota; Fungi; Chytridiomycota; Chytridiomycetes; Polychytriales
Exons: 6
Coding region: 282-4358 (1358 amino acids)
Biological process (GO): transcription elongation by RNA polymerase II; transcription elongation by RNA polymerase I; DNA-templated transcription
Cellular component (GO): nucleus
Source: RefSeq, a predicted model, not a curated record